Anguilla rostrata (American eel) is the source of this 6348-nucleotide messenger RNA. RefSeq names its product solute carrier family 41 member 1 (gene slc41a1). The transcript is spliced from 11 exons. Lineage: Eukaryota; Metazoa; Chordata; Actinopteri; Anguilliformes; Anguillidae. Gene Ontology annotation, biological process: monoatomic cation transport. Gene Ontology annotation, molecular function: monoatomic cation transmembrane transporter activity. The record is from RefSeq and is a predicted model, not a curated record. Gene Ontology annotation, cellular component: plasma membrane. The coding region runs from base 926 to 2557 and encodes 543 amino acids.
UAUGCUAAAUGGAACAAUGUAACGGAUCGGGAGUGACAGGCUUAACCGGUGGGUUACUUAUUAAUCCAGGUCCAGGCCGAUAUCGUACUUAAGGCAUGCUAACCGACAGCGCUGUCCCCAGGCAAACGGAGAACCGAAUCGCGAUGGUGAUGACAGGUCGACGCAGAAGAUUUUAGAGGAGCGCUCUUCCUUUCUGACCUCAGCGUCCGCACAAGGUGACCCGAGGCCAGUCUGAUCAAAUCAGAAGCCUUCAAUUACUCCGCCUGAAACACUACCCAAGAACCUCAGAUCUUUAAAUAAAGUGAAGGGGCGAACGAAGUUUACCACGUGGUGAAAGGUGAGACGUUUCCACCCCACGGAGACUGUCCCAAGCUAGUCAGAGAGAAGAAGCGGAGAGACGUGCAUCUGCCAAGACCUCGGGAGGCAAACACAAGGCGAUUGAAAGGAGCAGCAGUUCAGUUGUGGACCUUUUUUCUUGUCUGCAGCCGGUGUCUUCAAGAUUUAAAUAUUUAAUCCGGUACAUUGCGAGUGGCCCAGAGUGACUUGUUUUUUUUUCCCCUAAGGAAGAGGAAAAUAAUAAUAAAUACUGAACACAUUUUCCCUUUGAAGGGAAAUUAAAUUGUGAAACUUGUUUGUCGUUUGGCUUUAGAAAAAAAAAAAUUGCAGUGGAUGGAGAGAAUAACCCGGAUACUCCCUAAAUACCGGCAAGAUCUUAAACAUACCUGGGGAAGGGCUAUGCACCUGGCCUCAUUAUCGGGAUCGAAGGAGUGAAUGCAACAUUGGCCCUGCAUUCAGUAGUCAAAAACACAAGUUCUUUAAUGGGAUAAAUUAUUUGGAAGGCGAUCCGUAGGAGGAAAAAAAGACUAAUUCCCUGCUUCCAGUCCUAAUAUUUCUCAUUCGUUGUAUUUCCUUUUCAACCAUCCGCAUGGUACUGUGGUCGAAAGAGCAAGACAAGCCGUCAGAAAUGUCCACCGGUGCAAUAGAAGCGAAGAAGGAGGGAGCGCCACCGGCCUAUCACCACACGAACGGGUCGGUGCACCCGAUCAUACUGACGGACAGCCCGGAGGAGCUGCGGCCCGAAGCGGGGGACUACGAGCUCACGGAGGUCACUUCCUUCUCGGAGCGGACGGAGGGCGAGGACGACCGGUCUGAAGUGGUGGUGAUCGACUGCAGGGCCAACGCCAAGGGCCAGCGCGAGGAGGAUGCUCUCCUGGAGAACGCCAGCCAAAGCAACGAGAGCGAUGACGUCAGCGCGGACCAAAGCCCGGUGCCGCCGGCUCCCCUGAAGGAAUCCUCCUUCUCCAUCGGACUUCAGGUGGUCUUCCCAUUCCUGCUGGCCGGGUUUGGGACCGUCGCCGCCGGCAUGGUUUUGGACAUUGUGCAGCACUGGACGGUGUUCACCGAGGUGACAGAGGUGUUCAUUCUGGUGCCCGCUCUCCUGGGUUUGAAGGGGAACCUGGAGAUGACCCUGGCCUCUCGACUGUCCACGGCAGCUAACAUCGGCCACAUGGACACUGCCAAGGACAUGUGGAACAUGAUCAUGGGAAACCUUGCGCUCAUUCAGGUCCAGGCCACCGUGGUGGGGUUCCUGGCCUCCAUCGCGGCAGUCAUCUUUGGCUGGAUUCCCGAGGGCCAAUUCAAGAUGGGCCACGCCGUCCUGCUGUGCGCCAGCAGCGUGUCCACGGCCUUCAUCGCGUCUCUGUUGCUGGGGCUCAUCAUGAUCGGGGUGAUCAUCGGCUCCAGGAAAGUGGGCAUCAAUCCGGACAACGUGGCGACGCCCAUCGCUGCCAGUCUGGGCGACCUCAUCACCCUGGCUCUGUUGGCGGGCAUCAGCACGGGGCUGUACAAGCAGCUGGACCACAACAACUACGCCAACCCGCUGGUGUGCGCCUUCUUCGUGGCGCUCACGCCCGUCUGGGUUCUGAUCGCCCGCCGCAUUCCCUCCACCCGCGAGGUGCUGUACUCCGGCUGGGAGCCCGUCAUCAUCGCCAUGGCGAUCAGCAGUAUUGGGGGCCUUAUCCUGGAUAAAACUGUGUCCAACCCCAACUUUGCUGGAAUGGCAGUCUUCACCCCAGUCAUCAAUGGUGUGGGGGGGAACCUGGUGGCUGUGCAGGCCAGUCGGAUCUCCACCUACCUGCACCUGGUCGCCCUGCCCUUGGGGGAGCCCAACCCCACGCCCAGCAAGUGCCCGACCCCCUGCACCACCUUCUUCAGCUCGAAUGUUUCUCUUUCUCGCUCGGCCCGAGUGCUCUUCCUCCUGGUGGCGCCGGGUCACCUGGUCUUCCUCUACGCCAUCAACUCCAUGCAAGGCGGCCACACCUCACUGACCACCGUCUUCAUCGCAAUUUACAUGACCGCUGCACUGUUGCAGGUGUUGAUCCUGCUGUACCUGGCUGAUUGGAUGGUGAACUGGAUGUGGGGGCGGGGCAUGGAUCCAGACAACUUCUCCAUCCCCUACUUGACGGCCCUGGGGGAUCUGCUGGGCACCGGAUUCCUGGCCCUGUGCUUCCAUAUCCUUUGGUUGAUUGGGGACCGCGAUGCGGACGUGGGCGACUAAUGGCACACCCGCCCCGAAAAACGCACCGCCUCUCUUCCUGAACGGGACUCUUUAUUUAUUCGAGCAAUUAAGGAGUUGUUGCUGUUGAUGUUGUUGUUGUUAUUAUUAUUAAUAUUAAUAUGUUUUCAUUUUUUUUUUUUUAGUGGGAGAAGGGAAACCUCAUUAUUUUUCAAUGGGGUUUUUCUCCCUUGGCCAGUCAUGUUGGCCACAUUUGCAAAGGCUGAGAUCGACUUACACUUGAAACGAUGAAAAACAGCAAAAAAUUUUAAAAAACGAAAAUAAAAAAAUAAAAAACACACAUAGAAAUGCUCAAUCACCAAGUGCUAUUUGGAUAGAAAUGCAUAUGAAUGUUGAAUAUUAUACGAAUACGAUGGUUUAUUUAGGAUGGUUUAUUUUUGUUUUGGUGUCCUCCCCUCCCUCGUUGACUUGGAUGAUUGAAACAAGCCUAACGGGGGAUUGCGGGCCAGAAUGUAAUUUACCUGAAAAUUCCUGAGUCUCACGUCCUUGUGUCAUAAAAGAGGUUUUAUUCUAAUCGCAGAACUGGAACGCGGUGGUGACCGACAGUCUGGCACCACACCUGGGACUGUACUCCAGCUGAGAAUCAGGCUGUUCGGACUUUACUGAAGCUUAAUCAGGUGACUGAGGCUUCUUUACAACUGUGAGGUUAAAGCAAACGGUGGUUCUAUUUGAAAUUUGGUCAUGGCCUCUUACAACACUGCUGUUAUUACCCACAAGGGUUUUUAAAAAAUGUUUUAUUAUUUUAAUUUUUUUAAAUUUUUUUUUUACACUUGAUGGGAGCCAAGAGCUACGUUUGUUGUUUUCCUGACAACUUCUAAAUGCUAAAUGGCAAAAGUGCUUAACUGGAACUAUUUUAAUUCGUCAGCACAAGACAGCAGUAAGAAACUGCGCAAGCUUUGACUAAACGUUUUUUUUUUUAAUUUUUAUUAAAAUGCUCUUAAUCGCACAUAGAUAAAUUCAAUCAGGGGUCACAGAAAUGAUCAUGUAAUGGCGUACUGCUAUUAUUUCCAUGGCCUCUCUCAACCAGAGAGGAAAUCUUUGGCCUUAAAACACGUCCACAAGCCUUAUGAUUGAGCGAAUCUCUAAUGUAUGUCGGAUAAGCAUAACUGUCCAAAUAUAUUUUCAGAGUGACAGGUUUAAUGUUCAGUGGCCUCAGAAGGGAUGUGAACAGGAAGUUCGACCUGCCCCCUGCAGAAAUCACACAGCUAAGAUGUUGGCUUCUUGCUGAGGUUUGUGUUGAAUGAAUCAUUAAAGCCAUCGAUCCUCAUUGACACCACCACUGGUACCACGGUCAUCUUAGGAGUUUUUUUCCUGGUUUUUCGUGGUUUUUCUCAUAGUUGUGAAAUUCUAAUUUUGGGACUGUGAACCACUUAUCACACACAUUUGUAAUAAUCUUGAAAUAUUUCUUAGAGCAGCAUAUCAGAUUGAAAUGACAUCUGAUGCAGAGACAGGAAAAGAGGAGGCAGGUAUACAUUUACAAUUAGAAUGAGCAAAAACUUUAGAAAAAAAAAUAAAACGUUCAAAAGUGUUUUGUGUAGCAUUUGUUUAUCAAAGGGCUGUUUUCACCAUCCUAACAAAUUAAUAUGAAUAGCUUUCCUCUUAAUUUUUUUACACAGUCACUUGCCAAUUUGUUAUGAGGCACAAAUUUAUUUAGGUUUUUAUUUGAAUUUGCCAAAGGAGAUGGAGUUAAACCUAGUCCAAGUGGCCUACAAGUACACUCUUAAGAGCCUUCUGAGCUUGUCACAUGAAACGUGGAAUGUACAGGGUUCUAAUUAUCCAUAAGAAGACUUAAGCCUUGUAAAGAAUAGCUCACUUGACCUGAACUGCAUAUCCAUACCUCAGCCACAAGAGAGGGGAAAAAAAACAAAAAAACAUGUUUAUUGGUGACCGUCGAACAAGGGCCUUAACAACAAUGCGCAUGUUAGCAUGCUUGAGAAUUAGGAUAUGUGAGUAAAUAGAAUUACUGUAACUCAAAUAGGUGAAUGAGCCAGUACAAGCUAGCCGUUUUAUUCAGCUUGAUGGCUGGACAGACGUCAAUGUUGAACUUAGACAUGGUGAAUUGCCGCAGUUUCAUGAAGUCAAAGAUGUAAUGAGAAAUGUAAAGAAAAUGAUGGAUAACUUGGAUCUGUAUUAAUUGUUUAUUACUGAACAAUAUUCGGUGUUCUUUUUAAGGAAUGCUGCACAGAUCAUAUUUAUGUAUUGUAUAUGGGGCCACCAGAUUUCAUUAUCUGGACUUAUUGCAUUUGAUAUUCAUUGCUUAUGAAAGAAAUUAUGUUUUCUUCUCUUAAAGAGAGUUUUCCCAAUUUUCACAAUACAUUUUUCAGUGUGGAGGGCAAGCUGACUGUUAGAUGUGUAUAUUUCAAAUGGUGAUGAUUUUUUUAUUGCGAAUGAUUUUUUAAAAUCAAUUUUAUGUUAUGUUUAAUUUUUUUUUUGUUUUAUGUUUUGGUGUGAUGGAUGAUAAAAAAUUUAUAUCAUCAACUGUGGUGACCACACCUGAAUGAAAUGGUCGAACAUAAUUUUGUGCUGUAGUACUGUAAUACUCACAAACAACCACACGGGGGCAGUCUUGGGAUAGGAACGGUGCAGCUGUGUUGAGAGUUGCCUGGUUUAAAUUACAAGUUAAAUGUUCAUAAUUUGUUCUCCUUCGAUUUUACUGUUGCUGUUAACAAAACUGGUGCCAAGAUUUUACCACUAUUACACAUUUAUUUGGUUGUCAAUACUUUUUCAGGGGGAGUGAAGUUUAUUUAUUGUCUAGAAGCAUAUGAAAAAAAUUGUACAUACAUAUAUUUAUUCUAUAAAUAAGGUGUUUAUUUUUAAUUUUAUUUCGUCUCUGGUAUAUGUUUAUUUGUGUGUGCAUCUGGCCAGUAGAGUAACCUCGCUUGCCGCCCUAGAUUUGUGGCAAAUCUAACAAACAUAUCAGAUUGUGGUGCCUAAUAGCUGACAAACCUCAUAGUCGCACUGGUCCAGUAUACUGAACCUUAACAAACCGUAAGUAGAGGGUCAAACGUGAAGCUGCAUUUCAUUGUGUUCUUGAGCUGAUUUUUUGAAAAGUGAAAUGAACUGAUCUAGCGGAGGUUGACAUAUGAAAGACGACAGAAAUGAGAGCUAAACAUGUAUAAAAUAUGCUGCUUCUUCAGUAGCAGGAUUGGCUUGUACCCAUUUAUGUCCAAUUGUGUUCAUCUCUGGAAAUGGAGCAUCAAAAACUGAAGACUCCAAGCCACCUUUUAUUUCAGUGAGGAAGUUGGCAGCAUCUUGUGUUGACAGGCCGGGCUGUUCUUGUGUCUGUUCGGAAUGGCGUUCCUGGGGGUUUUCUUCGGAGGUCAAAACCAAAAGUUGAUGGUACCUUCCUGAAAGUGUUUUUUUUUUUUUUUUUUUUGUUAAAGGAUAUGAUCUGUCUGUGAUUUUUUUUUUUUUUUUUUUUUCAUUCUUCUUAUUUUGCUGUUACAAGUCAAUGGAAACUUCAUAGUGGCACUUUAGAUUUAUAUUUUAAUUUUUAAUUUUUAUGUAUGCUAUUGAGCCAGGUAGGACACAGGACGGCCUCUUGCCACUUCUCUGUUGUUUUGUAUUAAUUGUGUGUGACUUUUGUCCCUCCCACUAAAUUCUGCAUGAUCUCCAUUCUCUAUUCUCCAUCUCUAUUCUGCGUCUCCAUUCCCCACCUCUCCGCCCCACAGUGUGUCCUCAUGCUCUGCCUCUACACGUCUGUGUCUGGACUCCCAUAAACAGAUUUACAUGUAAAACUGCUGGAAUAAAGGAGUAUAUUAUUUCGUACCCUA